AUGGGCCCCCCUCCCGCUGCUGCUGCUGCUGCUGCUGCUGCUGCUCCCCUUCCUGCAGGCCAGCGGCAGCAAGGGCAGCGACGGCAUCGGCAGCGGCAGCUGCGGCGGCGGCAGCAGCAGCAGCAGCGGCAGCAGCAGCAGCAGCAGCAGCAGCAGCUGCCCGUGUCUUCUCCAUGGUUCCUCGAGCAGGUCCAGUGGGAAGAGUCUCCGCCCGCCGCGGACGACGACAGCAGCAGCAGCAGCAGCAGUAGCAGCAGCAGCAGCAGCAGCAGCAGCAGCGCAGCACGAGUGGACCCGCGUCUGGGGGAUGUGCUGCAGUUUGUGCACGAAGGCUCUCGUGCUGCUGCUCUCGAGGUCUUCAGCUGGUCGCUGCUGCAGCCGCUGCUGCUGGCCUUUGAGGCCUUAGCAGCAAACUGCGCCUUGGUCGAGGGGUGUGCUGCAGCAGCAGCAGCGCUGGUUGCCCGUGCGGAGCUGGCGGGCGCCGAGCGCAGCAGCAGCAGCAGCAGCAGCAGCAACAGCAGCAGCAGCAGCAGCAGCAGCAGGGGGGAGGCUGAAGUGUCUGCAGCUUACGCCGUGCUGGAGCUGCUGCCGAUCGAAAACACAGAAACUGUCUUUGCCUUGUGGGGCCCUUUUUGUCUUACCUUCUCCAGGCAGCAGCAGCAGCAGCAGCAGCAGCAGCAGCAGGAGUCGCAGCUCGAAGGAUUUAGAGUAGCAAGCGCGCAGCAGCAGCAGCAGCAGCAGCAGCUAGCCCAACCAGGAGUGCAGCAGCCUGCGUUUCAGAGGGAGUGCCGCGACGAGCAGCAGCAGCAGCAGGUAGAGCAGCAGCAGCAGGUAUCGCAGCAGCAGCAGGUAGAGCCAGUUGCGCAGGAUGGCGACUUGCUGCAGCAGGAGCUGCUGCUGCAGGCGGCCGAAGAAGAGCAGCAGCAGCUCUUCAAGAAGCUGCAGCAGCAGCACCGGGAGCAGCAAAAGCUGCAGCUGAAGCAGCAGCGCGGGUUGCUGCAGCACCCUCAGAAGCAGUCGCGCAGCAAAUCCAGCAAAAGCGCAGAGCAGCAGAGGGGCAGCAGCAGCAGCAGCAGCAGCAGCAGCAGCAGCAGCAGCAGCAGCAGCAGCAGCGGCAGGGGGAGCGGAAGUGUGAGGGCGCGCCUCUUUGGCUCUUAUCAAGUAGUUGGCUUCUCGCAGAUGGGGCGGUUUUACUGCGGCAACAGCAGCAGCAGCAGCAGCAGCAGCAGCAGCAGCUGCUGCUGCUGGUGCAGCAGCACGCAGCUGCAGCAGGAAGAGCUGCUGCUGGUCGAACGCGUCAGGGCCCACGCCCGAGGCUCUCCUCUGGUGUGUCCGCGGGGCUGGCAGCUGCGAGGGGCAGUAAUAGAUGGCUGCAACGUUGCUGCUCUUCCGAAGCAGCAGCAGCAGCAGCAGCAGCAGCAGCAGCAGCAGCAGCAGCAGGGGGUGGCGUUCGACCUGCUGCGGGUGCUGCGCUGCGUCGAAACCCUCGAGAGCCUCAACGCCGCGCCUUGCCGCGUAGUUGUUCCGAAUUGGCUGUUUGAAAUGGGGCUGCAUGCAGAAGCAGCAGCAGCAGCAGCAGCAGCAGCAGCAGCAGCAGCAGCGGCGCUGGAGGCGGCGCGGGCGGCCUCGGGCCGCGGCGUGCAGCAGCGCAGGCGACUCCUGCUGCAGCGCUACCAGCAGCAGCUGCUGCUGCAGCGCGAAGAGAAGCUGCUGCUGCUGCAGCACGAGCAGCAAGGACUUGGACUCAGAGAAAGUGUUACUGUGCUGCACCUCCCGCUGCUGCAGCAGCUGCAGCAGCGGGGGCUGCUGGUGGUUUCCCCCGAGGGCUUUCCGCAGCCCCGCCCGCGCCUCCCCCGCGCCCCCCACUGCAGCAGCAGCAGCAGCAGCAGCAGCAGCAGCAGCAGCAGCAGCAGCAGCAGGGCCCCACAGCGGCGCAGCACUUACGACGAUUUGCUGCUGCUGCAGCUCGCGCUGCGGCGAGAUGCCUUCAUAGUCAGCAACGACCGCAUGCAAGACCUGCAGCAGCUGCACCCCCACUACAGCCAACUUAUAAAAGAAAGAAGGCUUUCUUACGCCUUCUCAGGGUCCGGCGCUGACCCUGGCAGCUGGUCAGUUUUGCCUUUGCCCGCGGACUUGACUGCUGCUGACAGCAGCAGCAGCAAGUGCAGCAGCAAGUGCAGCAGCAAGUGCAGCAGCAGCAGCAGCAAAGCCAACUGCGAGCUGGCCAUUUGGCUGCGAAUCGCCCGGGCCAUUUUUAGGCGAGUCGAAUGA
Messenger RNA from Eimeria necatrix, 2271 nucleotides. RefSeq lists its product as hypothetical. The transcript is spliced from 2 exons. Lineage: Eukaryota; Apicomplexa; Conoidasida; Eucoccidiorida; Eimeriidae. The record is from RefSeq and is a predicted model, not a curated record. Gene Ontology annotation, cellular component: nucleolus; nucleoplasm. The coding region runs from base 1 to 2271 and encodes 756 amino acids.